CCGCCCACCCCGUGGUGCCGUCUUGCGGGCGCUGGUGAAGGGAGCUUCGCGGUCGGCAGAGUGAGAGUAGCUGCUGCGUUCCUGGCCACCUUCGUCCGCGUUACAACAGUGCGGCCAUGGCAGAACCGCUGCCCGCGUCCGGCGGCCUCACCGAUGAGGCCGCCCUCGGCUGCUGCAAAGACCCGGACCCCAGCACCAAGGAUUUUCUCUUGCAGCAGACCAUGCUGCGAAUUAAGGAUCCUAAGAAGUCAUUGGACUUUUAUACUAGAAUUCUUGGAAUGACACUACUCCAAAAAUUAGAUUUUCCCACUAUGAAAUUUUCACUCUAUUUCUUGGCUUAUGAGGAUAAAAAUGACAUCCCAAAAGAUAAAGAUGAAAGAGUAGCAUGGGCAUUCUCCAGAAAAGCUACACUUGAACUGACACACAAUUGGGGCACUGAAGAUGAUGAGGCCCAGAGUUACCACAGUGGCAAUUCAGACCCUCGGGGAUUUGGUCACAUUGGAAUUGCUGUUCCUGAUGUUCACGGUGCUUGUAAAAGAUUUGAAGAACUGGGAGUCAAAUUUGUGAAGAAACCUGAUGAUGGUAAAAUGAAAGGCCUGGCAUUUAUUCAAGAUCCUGAUGGCUACUGGAUUGAAAUUUUGAAUCCUAACAAAAUGAUAACUAUUAUUUAGCUCUGUGAGAAUGCUGCUUUGAGAUUUCAGUGAAGACAUUGUGGAAGGUAAAAAAGGAGACAAUGUGAUUCAAGAUAUUCAUUUAACAGAAGCAACUAGGACUGAUGGAUUAUUGUCUCAAUUCAAAUUGUUCUUAAGUCUAUUUCCCUUUCCUAUUUCAGCUAUGUUUUUCAUCUAACUGUUCAGUCAUUCUAGUUUUAAAGUAGUGCUUUGUCUUAUGUCCUUGAAUGUAGUUGUAUAACUACUUUUUUAGGCAAUAAUUAGAACGAUUCCGUUCAGAGGCUGCAUUUUGCCUUCUAUCUUCUGACGAGAUACAAGUCUACAA
Delphinapterus leucas (beluga whale) is the source of this 996-nucleotide messenger RNA. RefSeq names its product glyoxalase I (gene GLO1). Gene Ontology annotation, molecular function: metal ion binding; lactoylglutathione lyase activity. Lineage: Eukaryota; Metazoa; Chordata; Mammalia; Artiodactyla; Monodontidae. The record is from RefSeq and is a predicted model, not a curated record.